Brassica rapa (field mustard) is the source of this 1097-nucleotide messenger RNA. Its product is annotated as glutathione S-transferase F8, chloroplastic. NCBI's taxonomy places the organism in Eukaryota, Viridiplantae, Streptophyta, Magnoliopsida, Brassicales, Brassicaceae. Gene Ontology annotation, biological process: glutathione metabolic process. The record is from RefSeq and is a predicted model, not a curated record. Gene Ontology annotation, cellular component: cytoplasm. Gene Ontology annotation, molecular function: glutathione transferase activity; glutathione binding.
AAAAGAGAGAAUAAAGAAGCAGAGAGAAAGUGGGGGAAAGACGUGGGAGUGGUGGUGGUGGUGAGAAGUUUCUGGAAAAAAAAAAAAAAGAAUGAUGAGAACUAUUCUUCAAUCACAACUCCUUCCUCCUCCUCCUAUAAAACUCCGCCACUCAUCCCUUCUCUUCUCUCCAUCCCAGCAUUCUCGUCCCAACUUGAAAUUCACAUCUAAAUCUUCUCCUUCUCCUCCAACAAUCACCAUGGCCAGCAUCAAAGUCCACGGAGUCCCCAUGUCCACCGCCACCAUGCGCGUUCUCGCCGCUCUUUACGAGAAGGAACUCGAGUUCGAGUUGAUCCCCGUCGACAUGAGAGCCGGUGCUCACAAGCAGGAGCCUUUCCUUUCCCUCAACCCUUUCGGUCAAAUCCCUGCCCUCCAAGACGGUGACUUAACUCUAUUCGAGUCGAGAGCCAUCACAGAGUACAUAGGGGAUGAGUACAGCGAGAAAGGCGAGAAGCUUAUGUGCCCAGGCUGCAACAAAGUCAAGGCACUCACCAAGGUCUGGCUUAAUGUUGAAGGUCAACAGUUUGACCCUAUCGCCUCUAAGAUCGCAUUCGAGCGUAUCUUCAAAGGCAUGUUUGGCAUGACCACCGAUCCUGCCGCCGUCCAAGAGCUCGAAGGCAAGCUCGUCAGAGUCUUGGAUAUCUACGAGGCGAGGCUCUCCAAAUCCGAGUUCCUCGCUUGUGAUUGCUUCACUUUGGCUGAUCUCCACCACCUCCCUGUCAUCCACUACUUGAUGGGUACCGACUCCAAGGCCCUCUUUGAGUCUCGCCCUAAGGUUUGCGAGUGGGUCAAGAAGAUCACUGCCAGGCCUGCUUGGGCCAAGGUCGUUGACCUCCAGAAGCAGUAAUAAGGCUUUUGUUUCAUCUCUGAGCUUUCUCUAAUAAAAUGAUUGUACCCUCCUCUGUUUGUGUUUUGUGUUUAGUAUUGUAUCCUCACUCUUUCCAGUUUCUUAACUUGUAUCUGUUUGUUGGGUCUUUUAUGUUCAAUAAAAACAACAGACUUUAUGUAAAUGUGAAACAGCAUUCCCGUUAUAGUCAAAUCACGCGAGCUACUUAAAU